Messenger RNA from Mobula hypostoma (lesser devil ray), 5719 nucleotides. Its product is annotated as ubiquitin-conjugating enzyme E2 variant 1-like. NCBI's taxonomy places the organism in Eukaryota, Metazoa, Chordata, Chondrichthyes, Myliobatiformes, Myliobatidae. Gene Ontology annotation, biological process: protein K63-linked ubiquitination; DNA damage tolerance. Gene Ontology annotation, molecular function: oxidoreductase activity. The transcript is spliced from 8 exons. The record is from RefSeq and is a predicted model, not a curated record. Gene Ontology annotation, cellular component: nucleus. The coding region runs from base 37 to 1200 and encodes 387 amino acids.
UAGUCUGGCGUUGUCAGCCAGUGGCGGAGGCUGAAGAUGGCGAGUGUGGGGCUCGGCUGCUCCUGGAAUGCCAGGGCAUCCGUAGCGACCGAGGACCCGGUUUACGCUUCAAUUGAAGACAGUCGGCAGGAGGAUGAAGGGUUCGCCGUGCCCCGCUGGGGCCCUCAGCAUCCCGGAGCCAAAGAGCUGGCACAAUUGUAUUCUCCCAUGAAACGGUUUCAGGAAUGGUUGUGUGUUAUUUUGAACAUUGUUCUUAUGAACUGCAACUUGUAUCAUCUGAUCAUAAACUUCACUUGGGAUCAUAUUCAUCUGAUUCUUAUUGGAAUUAUUGCAGGGAUGGUUACUGCUGACUUUGCUUCAGGAUUGGUCCACUGGGGAGCAGACACCUGGGGUUCUGUUGAUCUUCCUAUACUUGGCAAGGCUUUCAUAAGACCAUUCAGAGAACAUCAUAUUGACCCCACUGCUAUAACAAGACACGAUUUUGUAGAAACAAAUGGUGAUAACUGCAUGCUUACUGUGAUUCCUCUGGCUCAUAUGGCAUACAAGUUUCUUACUCUGUCUCCAGAGGCCAUCUAUGCUAUUUAUCCUUGGGAGUGCUAUAUCUUUUCUCUUGGAUUGUUUGUGACACUGACAAACCAAAUUCACAAGUGGUCUCAUACAUAUUUUGGAUUGCCUUCAUGGGUCUGCUUUUUGCAGGACUGGCAUAUCAUUCUACCACGAAAACAUCAUCGCAUUCAUCAUGUAUCUCCACAUGAAACCUACUUCUGUAUUACCACAGCUGUAACAGUUCCACGUAAUUUUCGCCUUUUGGAAGAACUAGAAGAUGGCCAGAAGGGAGCAAGUGAUGGGACAGUAAGUUGGGGGCUUGAAGAUGAUGAAGAUAUGACACUUACGAGGUGGACAGGGAUGAUUGUUGGACCUGCCAGAACAAUUUAUGAAAACCGAAUAUACAGCCUUAAAAUAGACUGUGGACCUAGAUAUCCAGAGGUAGCUCCGCAUGUUAGAUUUGUAACAAAAAUAAAUAUGAAUGGAGUAAAUAGUUCCAAUGGAACGGUGGAUCCAAAAAGCAUAUCAGUUUUAGGUAAAUGGCAGAAUUCAUAUAGUAUCAAAGUUAUUCUGACGGAGCUUCGGCGUCAAAUGAUGUGUAAAGAAAACGGAAAACUUGCUCAGCCCCCAGAAGGACAAAGUUACAGCAAUUAAUCCGGAAUCGUUCCUCCCUCAAUUCAAGCUUACUUCAUUUUCCACCGUACCGUAGUAAUUUUUUUUUUCUAGGCGCAUCUUGUAGAUCUCAAAGUACUGGAAAAAGAAUAAUUCCCAUUAAAAAGCAAUUAAUCUUAAUACUGUAAAUGUAAGCCAAUACUAAUUGUUUUUGUUGGACAAAAGUUGUAUGAUAACACAAAUAAUCUUGCGCGUAACCACUGUCUACACAAUAGAAUCUUUGUUGUCAGGAAUUAUCUAUGAAAUUAGUACUGUUGAGACCAGUGUGGCACAUUUAGCUAAAGCUGUGAAUAUGCACAUCACACAGACACUUGCUGCAGGUUUGCCCUUUAAAUUAUUGUCCCUUUGCAAUAGUAUUAAAGCUCAGGGCUAUUUAUUAGAGUCCAAACACAAAGGUUGGAAUGAUCAGUGCAGUGCUGUUUUCUGGUCUCCAUCUGUCAAUGGGAUUUAUCUUACUUUCAGAGCCAACUUUUCCUUUGUGCUGUCUCUAGUAAAUGCUGAACACGGCUGAUGUAUUUUGGACCACUAACAUUAGUUUGCUGUAUUGUGGAUGCAAGCUACGUGUAUAACUAUUUGGUGCGUCCAGAAAUUUUUUGACAUUCAUAUUUGUACAAAGCCACAUUUUAAAGCAGCGAUAUCACAACACUUAAAACAGCCAUUGUUUCCAUUAAAAGCAUAUUUUGUUGAAAAAUGUUUAAGAUAUUAGAUGUAUGGAUAUAACAGUCUCAGAAAUUAAAGAAUUUAACAUAACUUAAUGGUAUUCUAUUGAUAGCCUUUUAUUGUGUCAACCUAAUUUUGAAAUAUUAAAAUUGUGAAGUAAGGGUAAUACAUGGAUUAUAUUUAAGCUAAAUUGUAAAUGCAUUAACUUUGAUUGAAUUAGAAGUGCAAGGGCAUAUAAAAUGGAAGACAAAAACAUCUUAAGUUCAUCAUUAAGCUUUGACUUGUACUUUUUAGUGGACUGAAUAUUAGUGUCUUGUACCGCACUUAAGACAAUUGUAAUUGAAAUAAGGCAUUUAAAAUAUAUAUUUGGAUACGUUUGGGCUAUUUGUAUCUUUUGGAAGUUUGUCUGCAUUAGUUGCAGAAUUUGAAUUGAUUUCUGUGUUGCUGCUGAACAGAAGUUCAAUAAGUUGGAGCAAUUGCUUUGCUUCUGGGGCUUCAGCUAUUAAGACAAAACUCAUUGACCAUUGCACAAUGUGGCUUGAUUUAUAUGAAAGCACAAUCUGGUUCUCCGAGCUUGAAUCCACAAACUGGACUGCUUUUUUUUUGUGUUAAUUGUCAAUAGUAUAGAUAGAAAACGUUGCAGUAGUCCAUCUAAAGGUAUACUAUUUGGGUGAAAGCUUUUUGGUCCAUCUAUCCCACCACCUAUCACCACCUCCAAUUUUCCUUAGUGCAGAUCUCAUCAUUCUAAAUUGAAUAGCAGGGUUAUUCUGGUUGUUCUGCACUAUAUGCCAAACUUCCUGUUUCUGUGUAGAGAUUUGUCGUGCAUUUUUGAGUGCUAUCCCAGAUUUUCAGUCUUUCCACGGUCCCCCUGGAAUGAUAUUUCUGCAAAGAAGGCAACAAUGUUGAGAACUCCCUUUUUUAAAAUUUGAGAUGAGAAUUGGAAGCCAAUAUUUACUAUGUGGCGCUCUGACUUUUCGUCACGUGCUAAAAUUCUACAUUAGUCCUGCUUUCCAGUCCUAUUCUCAUUGAUUGCCUUUAGCAUCUUAAAAAAAAUCUAUUGACCCCAUUCUUGUAAAGAUUAAUUGCCCUUGAGGAAUGAGAUUCCCAAAAAUACACAACUUUCUGAAUGAAGAAAUUUCUCCUCAUCUUAGUCCAAAAUGGGCAAGUGCUUAUUCUAAGAGUAUUAUUGUGAGUCUUAGAUUUUUCAGUGCGGCAAAUCAGCUUCUCAGCAUUUACUUUGUCAAGCCUUAUAAAAUCAUGAAGUUGGCUGCUAUUGAGUUAGGGGAAAAUAAGUAGUGUGUUUUUAAGGGUUUUCACUUUGAGAAUUUCUUCUAGAGAACUUUGUAUUCACUUUCAGUGAAUUUUCUGCCCAGUAUCUUAAGUGGAGAAUUCUGGAGGUCAAAUAAAAUUUUUAGUGUAUACUUCAGUGACUGAAAUGUUACUGCUUCUUCCAAAAUCUGCGGAAUAGAUUAUGUAAUCCUAUAAGGCAGGCUGGAGUUUUGGGCCAGCAAGUGUUUUAUUUGCAUAGGGUAAAUGAAUGAGCAAUAAAGAGUGACAGGUGAAAAACAGACUUGCCUGUCUCAAUUUUCAAUGCAACUCUUGUUCAAACAUAAACAUUAACAUGAAAAUGUGAACUUGUCAGUAAGCUGGAAAAAUAUUCAGCUGUAACUCCUGCUUAAUGUCAUCAUUUUGAACAUGUUCAUUUGACUAUAAGAUUGGAAUUAAUUGUAUUGAAUAAUUCCAGGUGAAAUUGGUUUCCCUUAUAAAUAAAAUCUGAUCUUUGAAGUAUCCUGUAAAUGAAAGAUGCAGCAGCAGUUACAUUAUCACAUUUGUUUUAAUACUAAUUCAUCACUGAAAAGAAUUUGCGUUAAAAGUGGCAAACAAUAUUUGCAGAUAUUGUCCCUGGGUUGAUUAACCAAUUAAAUAUAUUGUACCACUGUGUGGGCUAUAGCAAGAGCACCUUUUUGGAGUCCUUUCCAAGAAACAUACUUAGUAAUGCAAACUGCAGUUUAAAUUUCAGUGGGUGUUUUUUUAAAUGUUACCUUAUGUGCCUAGGUGUAUUUUAUGCCAGGACUGGUAAACAAGGUGAUGUUCUAUUAUAUAGCACUGAGUAUACAAUGUUCAGCAUAAACUCCAGUCUUGUUUUUUCUGAAACCUAUUCCUCUUUUGAAAUAUCAUGCCCUUGUGUAGAUUUUGCCAAGUAGUUAGACUUUGGCUGAUCAGUGUCUUAAACCUGAACAUGCAUGGAACAAAAAGAAUUGAUACAUUUUGAAAUUUCCUGUUAAUUUUUUGGAACACAGGCCAUAGUCUAUAGCUUAAUAGGAAUUCUUGAUCAUUGUUAAUCCAUUAACAUUCACUUUCUCCCUAAAUGCACAUUCAGUAAAUCAUAGUUCCUAAAUUGUUUUUAUUUUCCUAUUCAGUGCUGUAUUCUGACAAUCUGCCCUCCCUCUGUGAUAUGAUUCUCUCUAUCUCUGCCUGGUCUAUUGUUUGCAUUCUAUACCAUCCUUGUGCUGUUACAGUGGCUUAUUUCUACUUAACAGCACAUUCAUUAGAGAUUACUAUGAAAUUAUUUCUCAUUUAUUCUUAUUUGUUGAUAGCUAUUUAACACGAGGAAGUACCAGGGUAAGAAAUUAAAAUUUGAACACAAUGACAGGAAGUUUUAAAAAUACAGUGACUAAACCAAUGUACACAAAAUGGAAAUAUUCAAUAAUAAAGCUUGGCAAUUUUCCAUCACUAGGAUGUUACAUAAGGUUCACAUGAAAAAAGGCAAGGUGGGUUCCCAUAACCUUAUUCCAGUCUACCCCAGCAUUCUCCUGAUGGAAGUACAUCAAGAUUACUUGGGAUGUAAAUAUCAAAUAUUGGUUUAGGAUAAUGGAUUUGAUGGUCUUUUUCACUUCCAUAAAUUGGGUGAGGACAAUGUGAAACUAAGUACUACUUAGCCUUGUGUAAUUGAUUUUUCUUCCGUUUUGGUUUCUUGUUUCAUGUAUAUGCUUAACCAAAGUGUGACAAAAUAAUUUGCAUAAAAUAGGCAUGAUGCUGAAUAUUAACCAUGUGAAACAUGAGCUGUGUUCAGAUAGAAUGUGGACAUAAUGUGCAUUGUUUAAAAUAUCAACUUGCAGUAGAAUGGGUAAAAUGCAGUUUUAUAAAGGGUGUCAAAAGUGAAAUUAAAGAGCUCACUGGGGCUACUGUUAAGUAGUGGCUGCAGAAGUCAAAAUAUAUUUAUUACAUCAGGUUUAAAUAAUAUUUUUCAAAUCAUAAUUCCAUUUUCCUGUAAUGAGGAUUUCAAUUGCUCCUUUGCAUACAUAAAGAUCAAUAUAAUCAAAAGCCUUGCACAUUGCACGUCAAAUGCAUUGGCAAGAAAUGAUAAUGGUAGUUAUUCCUUUUCCUUUGUGAACACUUGUGCCAGGUAAUUAAUGAUGCUGUGGCUAAUUCCAACUUUUUCAUAUAAUUUUUCAAAAGGCUACGUUCCUUUGCAUACUGGUAUCUAUAUAAUCGAAUGACUUGCAUGUAGAAUGUAGAAUAUGACAUUUCAAACUGUCAAAUCUUAUAGUGUGCAUGUGAUACUUCUGAUUAACUCACAUUCACCAAAUUACUAUCAACAAUUAUACUGAUUACCACAAAUAAAUUUUAUUUGAAGGUAUGAUUGACAUUUUAGUUUAGUUCUGAAAGUUAUUGUAAAAUAAUUUUGCAUCAUAAGGGGCAUGCAUUUUCUUUCAUACAUGGUAUGGGGUGCAGUAAUUACCCUAUUUUUUAUUUAGUCCUUAAAAGAGGUAACUACCGCUUCAAUUUGCAGCUUUUAAAUAGCCGUAUUGUAGAAGCAAGAGCAAGAAUUAAACCGCAU